AACACUGCUGCAGCGGACCGGGCUGCAGACAGGGAGCCGGUAGUCCGCGGAUCAUCGAUCAGCCAACAGGAUUUCUUAAAUCUGUCACGAACCUGUGCGCUAAAGAGACCAGAUUGACUAGGAAAAUGUAUUGAUCUUUCAAACAAUACAAUAUCGGCGACUGAAGUCCAUGGGAAAUCUGCAAAGUUGCUAGGAGCAUGGUGUUUCGCACUUGUCUGACAUUUUUUAUUUUACUUUAAAUAUUGUUAUCCACAAUCUCUCGGUUCCUCGCCAUCGCCGCCGCUGCCUCCAGGUAAGGGAUGGAUCUCCUUUUGUUCCGUCACUCGGCAGUUCUCUCCCACUGGGACCGAAUGUGAGGACCAGUGCUCGUCGAGGAUCCAGACGCGCUUUUUCUCUGUCCGCGUUACCUCUCGGCUAGAAGUACCUCUUAUAAAGCCGGUGAUAAAUGUUGCAGCAGACAUGAGUUUUGGAAACAGAUUUUUCCUCGCUUCACUCUUUCUUGGAAUUGUCCUCACUCGCUUCAGCCAUUGCAACCAAGUUGUGCUGCUGGAUACGACGUCUGUUCUUGGAGAGCUGGGAUGGAAGACGUAUCCUAUCAACGGGUGGGAUGCCAUCACAGAGAUGGACGAGCAGAAUCGGCCAAUCCAUACUUUCCAGGUGUGCAAUGUGAUGGAGCCCAACCAGAACAACUGGCUGCGCUCCAACUGGAUUUCUCGACAGGCCGCCCAAAAGAUCUACGUGGAGCUUCGCUUCACCCUGAGGGACUGCAACUCCAUCCCUUGGGUGUCUGGCACCUGCAAGGAGACUUUCAACCUCUUCUACCAUGAGACUGACGAGGCUCACGUUGUCAAAUUCAAGCCCCAACAGUACACAAAGAUCGACACCAUUGCUGCUGAUGAGAGCUUCACUCAAAUGGACCUCGGAGAUCGCAUCCUCAAGCUGAACACUGAGGUGCGUGAGGUGGGACCCAUGACCAAGAAGGGCUUCUACCUGGCAUUUCAGGACAUUGGUGCCUGCAUUGCCUUGGUUUCAGUGAGGAUUUAUUAUAAGAAAUGUCCGUUCACGCUAAGAAACCUGGCCUCAUUCCCGGACACAGUGCCUCGUGUGGACUCUUCCUCUUUGGUUGAGGUGAGGGGGGCUUGUAUUGACCAUGCUGAAGAAAGAGACACACCCAAACUGUUCUGUGGAGCUGAUGGAGACUGGCUGGUGCCCCUGGGAAGAUGUGUCUGCAGUGUUGCCUACGAGGAGUUUGAUGGCUCUUGUUCUGGUGAGUUUUUCAACUUUUUUAUUUUAUUUUGCAUUUAACUCAUCAAUGCUAUUCUUGCUGUACUGAGAA
Molecule: messenger RNA, 1336 nt
Organism: Notothenia coriiceps (black rockcod)
Lineage: Eukaryota; Metazoa; Chordata; Actinopteri; Perciformes; Nototheniidae
Product: ephrin type-A receptor 6-like
Exons: 3
Coding region: 460-1305 (281 amino acids)
Biological process (GO): protein phosphorylation; ephrin receptor signaling pathway; axon guidance
Cellular component (GO): dendrite; plasma membrane
Molecular function (GO): transmembrane-ephrin receptor activity; protein binding; ATP binding
Source: RefSeq, a predicted model, not a curated record